UUGGACAAUUCUGAUAUGGCAGGUGUAAUAGUGAGUUAGUAAGAUAUCUCUCUGAUACUUGUAUUUGUCUGUCUGUUUGAUAGAGUCAGAAAGAGAUUUGAUAGGGUUUUAAUUGUGUACCAGAGUAAUUCCACUCCAGAUAGAAUGAACUCCCUCUCCGUCUAUAUCAUACUGGGUCUAACAGCAUUGAUGAUCCAGACUACAGACUCUAAAGGGUCUCCCAAUAUCAGAGCGGUUCUGUCUGUUUGGCCCCCAGGAUCAACCAUCUACUUAAGGGAAUCUGUGGCCCUGAGAUGCAGUGUGGAAGCAGGUGCUAACUAUUCUUGGACCUAUCACUGGUUCAGACACACAUCUCACAAACUUGUGACCCCAAACGCUAGACACAUGAUCAGUGGUGACAGUUACUCCAUCACUGGGGUUGCCAAGGCUGACGGUGGUAGCUACUGGUGCCAGGCUGAGCGGAAUGGCUCAACCACACCCUUACUCAGUGACCCCGCCCACUUGACUGUGUCAGAGCUGACCCCACCCUCUUUGGCAGUGAUCCCCAACAGCCGACAGCACUUCCAAGGGGAGCGCUUCUCUCUCCAGUGCCCUGCUGUGUCUGAGAGCAACUCCACAGAGAGUAACUCCACAGACUGGACAUUGUGGCAGCUCACUGACUUUGGAGUUAGGUCUGGGUGUCAGACACUAAAGGGCACUGUCAGGAAGGAGGUUCCUGGAGCAUGCAGCCUCUCCUCUCUAUACAGUGGGUUGUACUGGUGUGAGGGCAGCAAAUGGCGCAGCAACACGGUCAACAUCACAGUGAGCUGUGAGCCAUAUCUGUAUCACUGAUGUCUGAUACAUAAGCAGCAUUGUGAUCAUGUGGUUGGGGGGAAAUAAUGCCAUGUGCCUGUGGAAAUCGAGAUUAUGCAUAAGAAAGAAAGUAAGAUGCACUAUAUGUAAUGGUCUAUGCCUAUGCCUAUGGUCUAGUGUCUUCUUUUGUGUCUCACAGAUGGUUCCAUGAUCAUUGUUGGCCCUGCUCACCCUGUCACAGAGGGAGAUCAGGUGACUCUGCAUUGCCGGUACUGGUUCCACAAACCUAACCAGACCACCUUCUACAAAGACGGAGUAGAGGUUGUUUCUCUGAACGUCACAGAGAUGACCAUUGACAAUGUGAACGGUGCAGACGAGGGCUUCUACAAGUGUGCUGAACCUGAGGAGAAGUUGGAGAGCCCAGAGAGUUGGCUGUCUGUGAGAAGGAACUCCACCUCAGAAGAGAGAAACACAUUGUCCUCUGAAGGUACCUGGAUAUGGGUGUUGCUGUUCUGUUGCAUUGUGGUUAUCCUGUUGCUUAUUCCUGUUGUUAUGUUACUGGUUCGUCACUACAGGUUAGUAGUUAUUACCUUCAACAAAUAUCUCUGUUUACUAAUCACAUUCAAUGGACAUAAAAACACUCUGUAGUAAGCAGUAAACUCUGUAUGCGUCACUAACCAGUCUGAUAUUGGAUUCAAGGUCUUGUAUGUGGUGUACCCGCAGCUGUUUCUCCUCCAAAGAAGGGCCACCCCCAGGAGAGGCACCCCAGACCAAGCAGGAUGUGACAGAGGUACAGUGGGAUCUGGGCUGGAUGGAGAUGGCCAACCUGUUGGACAAGCAGCAGUACCCUGCCACUGCCAGCUAAACUCUAGCACUCAAACCAGAGACUAGUGUGCUUUACACUAUACAGAACAUACCAGAGGAGGCUGGUGGGAGAAGCUAUAGGAGGACAGGCUCAUUGUAAUGGCAUAAGUGGAAUAAAUGGAACGGAGUCACACGUGGUUUCCAUGUGUUUUAUGUGUUUGAUACUGUUCCAUUUAUUCCAUUCCAGCCAUUACAAUGAGCCUAUCCUCCUAUAGCUCCUCCCACAAGCCUCCUCUGGUACAAACAUUAAUUAUCCUUUGUAUCUGUUUCUCACUGUUUCUGUUUCUCACAAGAGUUUUUCUUUUAUCUGGUCAAAUUAAGCA
Messenger RNA from Salvelinus fontinalis (brook trout), 1979 nucleotides. RefSeq lists its product as uncharacterized. The record is from RefSeq and is a predicted model, not a curated record. The transcript has 6 exons. Gene Ontology annotation, molecular function: transmembrane signaling receptor activity. Gene Ontology annotation, biological process: cell surface receptor signaling pathway. Bases 145 to 831 code for a protein of 228 amino acids. NCBI's taxonomy places the organism in Eukaryota, Metazoa, Chordata, Actinopteri, Salmoniformes, Salmonidae.